AUGGAAAGUGUUCAAUUGGAACAUGAAAACGUGACUGAAUUUGUCCGGUUACUCUUCGGGACAGAGUGGAAGAAGGAGGAGAUUCUCGAACGAGGAAAGGACCCAAUGACUGAAAGAAUUGAACGAGGAGCCGUAGGAGGUGAAAAUCUCAUGUACGGUUCUGUAGAGUGGCAAGUACGAUUAACCUCUGGGUUUGAAAUCACUGCUUAUAUACCUGGUAUUGGCUAUAAUUCACAAGAACAUUCUGUAGUCUUAGUAAGAGGGGAAGGGUUAAGGAUUUACCUGGUGAGAUAUCACAUUGUUCGAGGAACCCUAGAUGCUGUCGGAGUAAAGGAUCGUCAACAAGGGCGUUCUAGUGCGUUGUAG
Molecule: messenger RNA, 366 nt
Organism: Gossypium raimondii (Peruvian cotton)
Lineage: Eukaryota; Viridiplantae; Streptophyta; Magnoliopsida; Malvales; Malvaceae
Product: 30S ribosomal protein S12, chloroplastic-like
Exons: 2
Coding region: 1-366 (121 amino acids)
Biological process (GO): translation
Cellular component (GO): small ribosomal subunit; ribosome
Molecular function (GO): structural constituent of ribosome
Source: RefSeq, a predicted model, not a curated record